AUGCACGCGACUAGGAACCAAAAUCUGCAACUCCUUGGUCCCACUCCAACGCCAGCCAUGAAACCAAGACUCAAGAUAUUCGUGCUGGAACCCAUCCCGACCCUCGAGAUAGGCGGUAGCGUCUACCGAAGCGACCCCCUACGACCCACACACCACAUUGCAAAGAGGUUCUUGUACCUGGUGAGUGAUCCAGAUGAGACGAUCGAAGAGCUGGCCGACAAGCUGAAAGCCACCUUCAUGGAGCUGUACCCUCAUCACGCGAAACCGUGCAUUGACUCGAUCCAGGAUGAAGCUGCAUUGGAUCUGGACAGGCGGUUUUUGCUCCGGGAAGUGUUCGAGGACAACAGCCUGGUUCGUAUGGUCCUGACACAGCCCACGGAUAAAGACGAGCUGGGUAACUACCAUGCGGCCAAAGCACUGGCUGCCCGUGAAGCUGCUCGCAAGGCCAAGGCUCGGGCCGAGGGACGGCUUGUGGAUGAGGACGAGAGUUCUGAUGACGACUUGGAUGAUGACUAUGAAGAGGAUAUCAUUGAGAUCAGACCUAGAAGGAUUACUCCGACCAGAAACUGA
This is a messenger RNA of Yarrowia lipolytica CLIB122, 570 nucleotides long. RefSeq lists its product as uncharacterized. NCBI's taxonomy places the organism in Eukaryota, Fungi, Ascomycota, Dipodascomycetes, Dipodascales. The record is from RefSeq and is a predicted model, not a curated record. Gene Ontology annotation, molecular function: phosphatase activator activity; rDNA binding. Gene Ontology annotation, cellular component: nucleolus. Gene Ontology annotation, biological process: rDNA heterochromatin formation; negative regulation of septation initiation signaling.